UUGAUUAUGAUAAAUUUUAUUGUAUAAUGAUGAUUUGGUUUUGCUUGUUGAUAAGCCUCAUCACCAAAGCAAGCUCUGAUCUUCUCCAAUAUAAAUGCGUAAACAAAACUUCUUACACUCCUAACAGCACCUAUAAUGCCAACCUUCAUUUUCUUCUCUCCAUUCUUUCCUCCGACACCACCCCAGACAAUGGUUUCUACCACACCACAGUCGGCGACGCCGCUUCCAACGACACCGUGCACGGCUUGUUCAUGUGCCGGGGCGACGUCUCUGCAGACGUUUGCGGCCACUGCGUUGGAGAUGCCAGCAAAAGGAUAUUAGACCUUUGCACCAACGAAAAGACGGGUAUUGUUUGGUACGAUAAUUGCUUGUUGCGGUACUCGGAGAAGUCCAUGUUGGGCAUGGUGGACCAAUCUGCCUGGUUUGCAUGGAGAAACAAGGAUAACGAUACACAAUCAAAUGCGUAUAUGGAGUUUGUGGGAAACGUGUUGGAUGAGAUAAUUACUCGAGCAUCUAUUGGUUCCGCCAAGAAAUUUGCAGUGUUGGAAGCUAAUUUUAGUCCGUUUGAGAGGGUGUACGCUCUUGGACAGUGUACCCCGGACAUUUCUAACGUUGAUUGUCAGAUAUGCUUCAGAAAUGUUAUUGCAAUGCUGCCUGGUUGCUGUUAUGGAGCCGUGGGUGCUAGAGCUCUGUUCCCAAGCUGUAACGUUAGGUAUGAGCUCAACCCUUUCUACAAUCUGUCCGCCAUGGCACCACCACCACCAACUGUGCUUCCCAGUUCCACUAAAAGCAAAGGGAGUAAAGGAAAAUCUUCUGCAAAAGUGAUAGCAGUAGCCUCUGUAGUGUCGGUCACAGGGAUAUUACUCCUCACUGUAAGCUUCUGUUUAUUGAAAAUGAAAAGAGCAAAGAAUUCCCAUGCUGUGAAGGAGACAACUACAGAUGGGGAUGCUCUUACACUCCUAAGAGCUAGCACCGAUAUAGCCAACCUUGAUUUUCUUCUCUCCACAGCUAAUUUAAUUUUCCAACACCCAACAAGAAUUUAUACAGCACAAAGGAAUCAUUUACGGAGAUUAAUAAUUAUGCAUCUUCCAUUUAGAUUCUUUGUGUUAGUCCACAUGCUAUGUGUCUGUUUUCUGAUCACCCAAUCCACCGGGACAAUUUUCCGGCACCUGGGAUAUUAUUGUCCGAACACCUCCACUUAUUCUCCAAGCAGCACUUACAAAUCCAACCUUAACACUCUCCUCUCCACUCUCUCUUCCAACGGCGACCGCAAAAAUGGUUUCUACAACACCACCGUCCGCGGCGGGGCUGACGCCACCGUGUACGGCCUGUUCAUGUGUCGGGGUGAUGUCUCCACCGGCGACUGCGGAAGCUGCGUAAGCAAUGCUACCACAACCAUAUUACGGUUAUGCCCCAAAGAAAAGAGCGCAAUUGUUUGGUACGAUUACUGCAUGUUGCGUUACUCGAACGGGGAUAUAUUCGGGAGAGCCGACCAGUCGGUGAUGUUAAUGUUGUUCAAUGAGUCUAAGACUAAUAAUAAUAAUAUGUCAUCGCCGUUCCGGGAGUUGGUCGGAAACACGUUGGAGCAGAUGGCCGCUCGAGUGGCCGGCGGCGAUGGAUUAUCCGGCAAGAAAUUUGCCACGCAAGAAGCUAACGUGACUGCAUCAUCGUCUAAGGAGAGGAUCUAUAGUCUUGGGCAGUGCACGCCGGAUCUUUCCGACACCGAUUGCAAGACAUGCCUAAGAAGUGCCAUCCAACAAUUGAUUUUAUCAUCGGGUGGUAGUAGAAGCAUCUUCCCAAUCUGUGCUGUGAGGUAUGAGGUUUACCCUUUCUAUAAUAGCACAGCCGCCGGAGCGCCACCACUGCCUCCGGCUCCUAUCCUCCGUCCUCCUCCGCCACCCAUUACUCCCACUGGUUCUUCAAAAGUGAUUAUUGCCAUUGUAGUUCCGGUCAUUACUGGGAUUAUACUCCUCACUGCAAUAUUCUGUUUUGUGAGAAUUAGAAAUGCAAAGAUACGACAUACUAAAUUACAGGAAACAGGUGUCACUGGAGUUUCAGCUGAGGAGUCCACGCAAUAUGAUUUUGCUACUGUUGAAGUUAUUACAAAUAAUUUCUCCCCCGAAAAUAAAAUAGGUCAAGGUGGAUAUGGUUCUGUAUACAAGGGAAUGCUUCCUAAUGGAAAAGAAGUAGCAGUAAAGAGGCUUUCGAGAACCUCAAGACAAGGAGCUCAAGAGUUUAAGAACGAAGUUGAAGUAGUUGCCAAGCUUCAACACAGAAAUUUAGUUAGGCUGUUGGGGUUUUGCUCCCAAGGAGAAGAAAAGAUACUCAUCUAUGAAUUUGUGCCCAACAAAAGCCUUGACUACUUUUUAUUUGAUGCUGAUAAACGAUCUCUAUUGGACUGGUCAAGACGCUACAAGAUUAUAAGAGGAAUAGCACGAGGAUUACUUUACCUUCACGAAGAUUCUCGCCUUAAAAUCAUACAUCGUGAUCUCAAAACAAGCAAUAUACUGUUAGAUGGAAAUAUGGAUCCCAAAAUAGCUGAUUUUGGCUUGGCAAGAAUUUUUGAAAUUGAUCAAACUGAAGAAAGUACAAACAGAAUUGUGGGAACAUAUGGUUACAUGCCUCCUGAGUACGCAAUGCAUGGAGAAUUUUCUGUGAAGUCUGACGUUUUCAGUUUAGGCGUUAUACUUUUGGAGAUUAUUACUGGAAAAAAAAAUCGCAUCUUAUGCCAAUCAAAUAGAUCAGUGAACCUUCUUGGCUAUGCUUGGGAACAUUGGAGGGAUGGCACACCAUUGGAAAUACUAGAUCCAGUCUUUGCAGAGUCGUACAAAGUGAACGAAGUCAUCCAAUGUAUUCACAUUGGUUUAUUAUGCGUUCAAGACGUUGCAGUUGAAAGACCUACAAUGGCAGAAGUAAUGUUGAUGCUUAGUAGUUAUUCUUCUAAUAGUUGGCCACCACCUCGCGAACCUGCAUUUUAUCAUGGUGGGAAUGAGGAGAUGCCAAGAGAGCCAGAGUUGGAACAACCUAUGACGGUAAAUGGAAUGUCAAUUUCUGAACUCUAUCCGAGAAGACUAAUAAUUAUGCAUCAUCAAUUAGGCUACAUCCUAUGUUUCUUAUUGGAGUUCUUGCUGAUCAGCCUUUCCACAGGGACAACCUUCCAAAAUCUGGGGAAUUACUGUUGGAACACCCCAACUUAUACCCCAAAUAUUACCUAUCAGAGUCAGAAUAACAGCUCCACCGUCGCCUCCGGCGACGGGACUAACGCCACCGUGUAUGAGCUGUUCACGUGCCGGGAUGAUGCCUCGGCCGGCAGCUGCGGGCGGUGUGUCAGCGAUGAUCUUAACACAACCCAAUUGGGGCUGUGCCCCAAAGAACAAACUGAUAUUAUUUGGUAUGAUUACUGCAUCUUACGUUACUCGAACGGGAGCGCCGACCAGUUGGUCAGGUUAACGUCGCAGAAUGGGUCUCGGACGACCGGUGACGUGUCGUUCCCGCAGGUUGUCGGGAACACGUUGGAGCAGAUGACUACUCAGGUGACCAAUGAGAGAUUUGCGACUCUGGAAGCUAACUCGACGGCGUCUAAUCCGAGGAUCUAUACUCUUGGGCUUUGCACGCCGGAUCUUUCGGACGACAAUGAUUGUAAGACGUGCCUAACAAAUGCUAUUCAAGAACGGAUUUCAUCGUUUGGGGGUAAUAAAAGCAGCAUCACCCCAAUCUGUAACGUGAAGUAUGAGUUGUUCUCUUCCUACAAUCGCACACCCGCCUCUGCUCCCCCGCCGCCUCCGCCACCUCCGCCACCCAAUUCUACCACCACUCCUGUUACAACUUCAGAAAACAGGGGAAGUUCUUCUUCAAAAGUGAUUGUUGCCGUUGUAGUUCCAAUCACUGGGAUUAUACUCCUCACUGCAGUAUUCUGUUUCCUGAGAAUUAGAAAAGCUAAGAAACGACAUACUAGAUUACUGAAAACAGAUAUGAAUGGAGUUUCAGCUGAAGAGUCCUCACAAUAUGAUCUUGCUAUGAUUAAAGCUAUUACAAGUGAUUUCUCCCUAAAAUGUAAAAUUGGGCAAGGUGGAUAUGGUUCUGUAUACAAGGGAAUGCUUUCCAACGGUCAAGAAGUAGCGAUAAAAAGACUUUCGAAAAGUUCAAAACAAGGAGCUCAAGAGUUCAAGAAUGAAGUUGAAGUAGUUGUCAAGCUUCAACACAGAAAUUUAGUUAGGCUAUUGGGAUUUUGCUCCGAAGGAGAAGAAAAAAUACUCAUCUAUGAGUUUGUGCCAAACAAAAGUCUUGACUACUUUUUAUUUGAUGUUGACAAACAAUAUCUAUUGGAUUGGCCAAGACGUUACAAGAUCAUACGAGGAAUAGCACGAGGACUACUAUACCUUCAUGAAGAUUCUCGUCUUAAAAUCAUACAUCGUGAUCUCAAAGCAGGCAAUAUACUCUUAGAUGCAAAUAUGGAUCCCAAAAUAGCUGAUUUUGGCUUGGCAAGAAUUGUUGAAGUUGAUCAAAUUGAAGGAAAUACAAACAGAAUUGUCGGAACAUAUGGUUACAUGUCUCCUGAAUACGCAAUGCACGGAGAGUUUUCUGUGAAGUCUGAUGUUUUCAGUUUAGGCGUUAUACUUUUAGAGAUUAUUACUGGAAAGAAAAACCGUAACAUCUCCAAAGGAAAUAGAACAGUGGACCUUCUUGGCUAUGCUUGGGAAUACUGGAGGGAUGACACACCAUUGGAAAUACUAGAUCCGGUUCUCGCAGAGUCCUAUAAUGUGAAUGAAGUCAUCCAAUGUAUUCACAUUAGUUUGUUGUGUGUUCAAGAAGUUGCAGUUGAAAGACCUACGAUGGCAGAGGUAAUGUUGAUGCUGAGUAGUUACUCUUCUAAUAGAUGGUCAGCACCUCGUGAACCUGCAUUUUAUCAUGGUGGAAGAGAGGGAAUUCUGAAAGAAUCGGAGUCAGAAAAAUCUGCGAGCAUAAAUGAAGUCUCAAUUUCUGAACUUCAUCCGAGAUAAGGGAGAGUGUGGUGGAGUUCAAGAAUCAAGUGUGAAGUUUAAAUAUGCAUAACUGCAGAAAAUGAGAUAUAUGAAGAGUAGAUUGCAUAUAAUUUUUUAAAGGCUUAUUUUCAAAGUCCUAAAUUGAUUGAUGAUAAAUUUUGAGGAGACUAAUAAUUAUGAUGAAAGAUACUCCACAAUUGAAAUCUUUUGAAUUACUUAAAUUGGUAUUAUUAGAUGUGUCGGUGUAUCACAUAAUACAAUUUUCUUUAUCUUGUCUCAAA
Messenger RNA from Ipomoea triloba (trilobed morning glory), 5263 nucleotides. RefSeq lists its product as uncharacterized. The record is from RefSeq and is a predicted model, not a curated record. Bases 27 to 5000 code for a protein of 1657 amino acids. NCBI's taxonomy places the organism in Eukaryota, Viridiplantae, Streptophyta, Magnoliopsida, Solanales, Convolvulaceae. Gene Ontology annotation, biological process: protein phosphorylation. The transcript is spliced from 16 exons. Gene Ontology annotation, molecular function: protein kinase activity; ATP binding.